AUGUCCCACAAACAGUAUAUGCCUAUCCCAUCCACAGUGCUCCGUAAGUCCAGCUCAGCCACAAUGAGCAAACCAGCUCCUCUUAAUACUUUUCUCUCAAUCAAGUCCUCUGGAACCACUGCUAAGCCUCUACCAGUUGUUAAAGAGUCAUCACCUGAACAACUUCUACCUCCUGAUAUCAUCUCCAAAGCAUUUGGAGGGGAAGAGGUGCUUCUAAAAGGGUCUCCAGAGGAAAAAAAGGUACUGGCUGAAAAGAAAGAGCCAUCCCAUAUGCCAGAACAAAUACUACCGCCCCCACCGCCGCCGCCACCACCACCACCUCCUCCUCCACUCCCCACAGUUAUACCUCAUCCAGCUGCUCCAACUUCUACUCAAGUAGAUGCUACCUUGACUCCAACACAGUCAAGCCCAGCUGUCUCUCAGCCUCUCAGCCCUGACUUCCUGGAUCUUAACAUUUUGAACAGUGUGUUGCCAGUAGCUAUCAUGGCUUCAGCACAGCCAACUGCUAUACCUUCUGAUGAAACAGCUCCUGGGGUAAGUGAGAAUGAUAAAGACCAGGAUGUGUUUUCUGUGUUAGUUCGCCCUCCACCUCCCCUCUCAAGUGUGUUCAGUGAACAAGCAAAAAAAUUGGAAAAGCGAAAUUCAUGCCUAGCCACAGCCAAUGCUAAAGAUUUGUAUGACAUAUUCUACAGUAGUGGUGGAAAGGGGACAACAGAGACUAAACUGAGUAGUGGUUCAUUGGCCAAUGGGGAAAAUCCCAACCUCUUAAAAGUUGGAAAUUCAGAUACCUCUGCCAUUGCUACUUUGAAUAGCUGUAUAUCCCAAGAGAAGUUCACUCCAGAUGAAAGUUUGGACUCUGUUCCUUUAGUCAGCAAACAUGAAAAAUCUGUUAAAAAAACAACAUUGGUAUCUUUAGAGAAAUGGUCAGUUGUAGAACACAUAGACUCAAACAGCAAAGAGAGUAGAUAUAGGUUUCUACAACCUCUGACAAGGUUGUGCCAAAGCAGGCCUUAUGAAGCUGUUGCUCAAACGACAGACACUAUGGCCAUUUGGACUUCUAGCUCACUCGAGAAUGAUGCUAGUAGGGAUGUAUCUCCAGAGGUAAAAAAUGAGCUUGACGUUGGAGCACCAGGGCCACCAGAUACAGAACCAGCCCAUCAGCUCUUGGACAUUCAUUCUCAUACCAUGGAAUCUCAGAAGCUGGUAGAAGCCCACCUUCUGAAAUCUGGUGACCAGGAGGAAAAACGCCAGGAGCUCCAGAAAUCUAAAGAUUAUAGAGAAAAUGAGGAAAAGACAAACACUGUACUAAAAGAAAGAGGACAAAGGCCUUCUGAGAGGAGUAUAGGAGAGGGAACAGGAAUUAAUAUUGGCCCCAAUAACACAGCAGACUCUAAUUUGAACCAUGAGAAAAAAUCUGUGUCAGAAAGAGAAGCACAAGUGACUGACAAAAAGGCUGAGCAGUCCAAGACACUAAUGACAGGAAGCAAAAUUCAAAGUAGUGUAAGAAUUGAAUUGACUGCACAAACUCUCUCUUCAUCACAGGUAAAAAUAGAUUCAUUUCCAUCAGAAACUAGAUCUUUACUCCAGAACCCACAAGUUAAAGUUUUUAAAAGUCUUGCCCCAGAAUUACUUCUUCAAUCCUCAGCCAAACCACCUAUGUGUUUAAUAGAUCAUAUAAAAGAAAAGGGAGUUUCAGCUAAUAAUAUAGAAUGGUCAGAAAAUUCACUUCUAGAACCAGCUUCUAAAAUCUCCAGAUAUAAAAGUCUUAAACUCAAGAAAGAAAGAUCAAAAGGUUUUCUGGGUAAAAUGAUGCUUGAACUGACUGUUUCGGAAGAGAAGAGGAAGAAGCCAGAAAUUUGGGGAUGUCCAGAGAAAUCAGAAGCAGAAGCCCUGGAACUACAAGGUAUCCAUCCAGAAUUAACAGUGACGGUAGAAGGAAAACCUUUAGAAAACUCUGAAAUCACAGACUUAAAAGUGAAAGAACUUGCUGCCCUGAGAUAUCUGGGGAAUGUGGGUAUCAAUUUUCACAAUACUCAAGUAGAAAACACAACACAUAAAUCCUCAACUUCCCUGUCUCAGAAAAUAUGUGAAGAAAAUUCUCCAUCUUAUGUAGGACACAAUCCUAACACUCUCACUGACUUUGAAUCCAUCCCAUCCUUUUCUGCGUUUCACUCAGACUCUCCUAAAACCCUGGUCCUUAACAUUGGAACAGAGGGUGAACAAAACUCAUCUAAUCCCAGAAAUGGGAGGAUCACCCGUAACAUUUUGAAAACUGCACUUCCUAUAGAAAAUGUUGACCUUGACUUGGGGAGACUGGAAGGAACCCACCAGGCCUUUGAUUUGUUAGCAGGAGGAAUGAUGCCCAAGGAGGAAGAAGGAACUGAAGCAAAGAAACAAGAUUCAUUCAGACUGAAAUCCCAAACAAUGAGUUCUGCUGGCCUUGGACCAUCUCCUUGCCUUCCGGACCUUGUUGACUUUGUUACCAGAACAUCUGUGGUUCAGAAAGAAAAGAUCUGUUCUCUCUCAGAACCAGGUGGCCCUCCUGAAUGUAAUUCCCCAGAGAAUGCAUCUGUCAGACAGGUAACAAUGCCUCAAGUUGAUGACAGCUAUUUGAAUAUGGGAGAAUGUCUGGCUUCAAUCUCUCCUACGAGACAGCAGGUUGUUAGAAGCAAUAUGUUCCCUCGUGAUACACCUGUUCGAGGAGCUGCAGUUGAUGCCAUUCAGGACUACGAAGAACCCAGUGUUCAUAAAUAAGAAUGCACAUCCAGAACAGCUUGUGGGUGAAUAAGUGGCUUCUAGACUCUGGCACCCAGAUGAUGCAGGUCGCUCUCAUCCGGACCCUACAGGCAAUAUCCUCCGCUUCGUACAGUGAAUGCUCAUGGAAGUCUUCUUCCCUUUUUGUUUUUUCCCCAUGUCUCCUUAAAAUACCAGAGAAAUGACUGAUAACUCCUUCUAUACAUAUCUGUAAAAAUAUCUUAUGUUAAAAUGUUUUAUUGCCGAUUUUCUCCUUGCCAUUAAAAUCAAAUGUCUAUCUGGUUCACCAUCUAGUGUGCUUUGAUUGUAUUUUGACUUUGCUUCUGCCGUUCUGGAAUGUGGGGGAGGAGAGGAACAGUUGGUUUCUUCCAUUGCUAUCUUGUAUUCCCACCCAAUUUUGUGGGCAACUGAUGGAUCUAGGAGAAACACCAGAAAGUUGGCUAAGAUUGAAAACUGCUGAUGAACGAAUGUUCAUCUCUUGGGCUUCUGUUUGGAUGGGCCUGCCUUAAUAUUUUGAAGUACAGUGUGAGUAGUUCUUUCAUAUACUGUUUGU
Molecule: messenger RNA, 3307 nt
Organism: Suncus etruscus (white-toothed pygmy shrew)
Lineage: Eukaryota; Metazoa; Chordata; Mammalia; Eulipotyphla; Soricidae
Product: zinc finger protein 318-like
Exons: 1
Coding region: 1-2754 (917 amino acids)
Biological process (GO): negative regulation of DNA-templated transcription; positive regulation of DNA-templated transcription
Cellular component (GO): nucleoplasm
Source: RefSeq, a predicted model, not a curated record